This is a messenger RNA of Penaeus vannamei (Pacific white shrimp), 462 nucleotides long. Lineage: Eukaryota; Metazoa; Arthropoda; Malacostraca; Decapoda; Penaeidae. The record is from RefSeq and is a predicted model, not a curated record.
AAUACCAUCCAUGAAACUACGCAACUGCUUUGCUUCUGCCAACAGGUGCGUUCAGCUGUCCUGGUAUCCCUGCUGCUAGUGUUCCCUGCCUCUGUCCUCGCCUCUUGGGACGGAAAUGAAAUCCCUCCGUCCCUGCCUUCCUCCUCAGAAUCCUCUCCUGCGACCUCCCUCGCGGGAGCCCAGACCGCAAACAAGCGCAGCAUAUCCUUCGACUCGUGCACGGGCGUCUACGACCGCGAACUCCUUGUAAGGCUCGACCGCGUGUGCGAAGACUGCUACAACCUGUACCGCGACACCGACGUGGCGGUCGAAUGCAGGAGCAACUGUUUCCACAACGAGGUAUUCCUGUACUGCGUCGACUACAUGUACCGGCCUCGCCAAAGGAACCAGUACCGGGCCGCCCUGCAGAGGCUCGGCAAGUAGGCGCUUCCUCUCCGGCCACACCUUCUACGGCGACGCUCG